AUGCCUGAUUUGUUUGAUAAUUUGUUCACCAAUAUCGGUGCAAAAUUUAAUGGUGGGACCACAAAGCGUCGUUAUUCUGGUGCUAAGCAAGUCAAUACCGGGAAAUUUUAUAGCUACCAUAAUACUCCAAGUAAUAAUAAUUACUGGCUUCCUAGAAAAGGUUCUACAUCACUGGAGAUUGAAACGGCUGACUCUAAACUUGAGGUCAAUUCCGACCCUGGGAUUGAUGAAAAGCCAUAG
This is a messenger RNA of Lodderomyces oxycetoniae, 240 nucleotides long. RefSeq lists its product as uncharacterized. The coding region runs from base 1 to 240 and encodes 79 amino acids. NCBI's taxonomy places the organism in Eukaryota, Fungi, Ascomycota, Pichiomycetes, Serinales, Debaryomycetaceae. The transcript has a single exon. The record is from RefSeq and is a predicted model, not a curated record.